AUGUCUGUAGAACCCUUGUCGGGUCAGCCUACAGCCCCGUCAGCCCAACGGAACAAAUGGGUCGAUAAACUGACCUCGCACUUUGGAAAUCGCAAUCGGAAUAUUUCAGAGUACUAUGUCCAACCUGACGACCCAUGGAGGUCUUACUUCCCAGGCGAUAUUAUAAAGGGCACAGUCGUCCUGAAAGUCGUGAAACCCGUCCGUAUCACGCACCUGGUCGUCUGCUUGCACGGUUAUGUCAAGGUGUUCAAAAACACCAUUCUACCAGGCGAAGCGAAUCGCGAAGUUGGCUUCAUGGGCCCCGGUAGAGGAAGGAGAGCCGGAGAAUACAUGGGAAAUGGUUUCGCAACCCUUUUUGAAGACGAAUUGGUUCUAUGUGGUGAUGGUCGUCUGAAAGAAGGCAUCUACAAAUUCAAAUUUGAAUUGGAGUUGCCGCCCUACAAUCUUCCGAGCAGUAUAAAUUUUGAACGCGGAACGAUAGCGUAUAUAAUUACAUCUACCCUAACUCGUCCCACGACAAUCGCACCUACUUCUUCUUGCCACCGCCGAAUAACCGUUUUGGAAAAUUUGGAUGUUGCUCCAUUUCCGCCCCCGAAACCUCGAGUGGUCUCUUUAGAACCUGUCUCCAAAAAAUCCAAAUCCAAACUCAAACAAAAGGUCCAAUCAGGCGAGCAAAUUCAGGACCCCGCCUCCAAUGGGCUCAGCGUGCAAGACCCAGUGCCGCCAUUGAGCCCUGCACCGAGCGAUAUUAGCUCUUCCAGUCGUUUGAGCACAAGCAGUCAAAGCUUUCAAGUGGUUGGUGACACAAAUCGAACUGGUAGUGUGCGCAGUACAUCCGCGUCCUCAGUCGGAAAAAACAUCACAGCAACGGCAGAACUCGCACGAUCGGGAGCCCUGCCUGGCGAUACAAUUCCUAUGAAAAUCACCAUUAACCACACUCGUCAAGUUCGCAGUCCUCAUGGGAUAAUUAUCACCUUAUUCCGACAAGGUCGGAUUGAUAUGCACCCUGCAAUACCUCUUGGGCCUUCGGAUGCCGAAGGCAAAAAGGUUUAUGAAGACUUCAUUCCUAAAUCAAGGACUGGGCUGAGUGGACUAUCUUUGGGUACCGGGCGCAGUAGUAGCGUUUUCCGAAAAGACCUUUCUCAAACAUUUGCGCCUUUAAUUGUCGACCCCAUGACCAUGACUGCUAACAUCAAGUCAUCAAUUCGAUUACCCGAAGACUCCUUCCCUACCAUAACUCGCGUACCUGGCGCCAUGAUUAGUUUCAGGUAUUAUGUCGAAGUAGUGAUUGAUCUACGUGGCAAAUUAGCUACCUCGGAUCGCUUUCUACCCCGAUUAAACAUGGUCUCGGGAGGGAGCAACUUCUCUAGCAGUGGCCAGGUCCAUUCCUUUUCUGACACAGGUAACAGCUCGGUGACAUCGAAUUGGUCCGGCAAUAUUUUGGAUACAGACCAAAUUCGGCGUGAAAAAGGGGUUGUAGCUGUGGUGUUUGAAGUCGUGGUUGGGACGCGCGAUUCGAAUCGACGGCAGCAACAGCAAGUAGACGAAAACGCAUCGGCUCCAGACACUGCUGCCAAUCCUCAAUCUGCAGACUACGAUACUUCCGACGCCCAUUAUAAUAUGUAUACAGAUGAAGAGGGCUUUUACGACAACGGUGAAUAUUAUCCACACAACAACUAUCAUGACCACGAAAAUGACUUGUAUUGGCACGAAUAUCCUCCUGCCAAUGAUCAACAAUUCCAUUCUUUAGGAGAGGCUGUACAGGCUCCGAGUUCUCAUGAACCUGAAGACGAAAAAACUCGACUCCAGCGAGAAGAGAGCAUGCUUUUACCAAGUCAGCCUCCCGACGAAGGAGUUCCGGGCCCCUCAACAGUUGCAUCCGCUCCCACAGCACCUGACAUUCCUGAAGAAGAAUUCCACUAUGACGAUCGGCCUCAAACACAAGUCGUUAAUGGCACGACUGCGCAGUCAUCAGCUAUGUCUGUCGACACAAUUGUACCAGGUCCUAGCGAACCACGUGUUUCAGACUAUCCGACGCACUCACAAUCCGACGACAAAAAUGAGCUUGAACGACAACGUCUCAUGAUGGAGGCUAGUGCUCCGGUAUCUUCUCCCGAAGGUAAUACCCAUCAUGAUAUUGCCCCAAGUGCCGCUCCUACAGCGCCAAUCUUGGAUGAAGAAGAACAUAUCAGCAGCCUAGAUGCCAGGGGCGACGAAGCCCUUCCGCGAUAUCAACGCUAA
This is a messenger RNA of Talaromyces rugulosus, 2241 nucleotides long. RefSeq lists its product as uncharacterized. The coding region runs from base 1 to 2241 and encodes 746 amino acids. The record is from RefSeq and is a predicted model, not a curated record. Lineage: Eukaryota; Fungi; Ascomycota; Eurotiomycetes; Eurotiales; Trichocomaceae. Gene Ontology annotation, molecular function: protein-macromolecule adaptor activity; ubiquitin protein ligase binding. Gene Ontology annotation, cellular component: cytoplasm; cytosol; plasma membrane. Gene Ontology annotation, biological process: ubiquitin-dependent endocytosis. The transcript has 2 exons.